AUUGUAUUGUAUCUAGGUACCUGCUUGGCCCCUGAUGCGCUAAGAAGUUGACCUCGGCACGCCCGCGCACGAAUCAGAACGUAAGCAAUUCAAAGUAAAGCAGCUUCGACUCGGCCCAGAAGGUCAGCUAGCAAAACAGUUACAACGAAAUAUCAAGCCCGACAAUCCCUUUUUCUCAUUUAUUCUCGUCUUUACUUUAAACUUUUUUUUUCUUUUCCUUCAGACAACUUUAUAUCCUCUCUCUCCACCUUUUUCUUUCUCCUGCCUCCUCUACAUCAUCACUCCCACCGGUAGUUAAAGGCAGUUCCGUAUAAAUAAACCACAUCAAUCAAAAUGGCACCUCGAGUAAUCGUCGUUGGUGGUGGCUUGUCCGGCUUAAGUGCUGCGCACACAAUCUACCUAAGUGGUGGUAAUGUCGUAGUACUUGAUAAGCAAGGAUUCUUCGGAGGAAACUCAACCAAGGCCACAUCUGGAAUCAACGGCGCUUUAACGCGGACACAGGUUGAUAACAACAUCAAGGAUAGCGUAAAGCAGUUCUACGAUGAUACCCUCAGAUCCGCACGAGACCAGGCCAGACCCGAUCUCAUCAAGGUCCUCACCUACAAAUCUGCAGGCGCUGUUGAGUGGUUACAAGAUGUUUUCAACCUGGACUUGACUUUAGUUUCACGACUUGGUGGUCACUCUCAACCCAGGACACACCGAGGACACGACGCUAAGUUCCCCGGUAUGGCCAUCACAUACGCCUUGAUGCAAAGGUUAGAAGAACUCGCCGAGGCCGAACCCGAACGCGUCCAGGUCAUCAAGAAGGCUCGCGUCACAAACUUAAACAAGGAUGGUAACAAGGUUACCGGUGUCACAUAUGAGGCCGGUGGUGAGAGCGCUACUCUCGACGGUCCCGUCGUCCUUGCUACUGGUGGUUACGCCGCAGACUUCGGCGAGAACUCCCUGUUGAAGCAACAUAGGCCAGACACUAUGGGCCUUGCCACCACCAACGGCUCGCACGCCACCGGUGAUGGACAGAAGAUGGUAAUGGCCAUCGGAGGAAACGGAAUUGAUAUGGACAAGGUCCAGGUCCACCCCACAGGCCUUGUCGACCCCAAGGACCCCGGCUCGAAGUGGAAGUUCUUGGCUGCUGAGGCCCUGCGUGGUGAGGGUGGUCUCUUGCUCAACGCUGACGGUGACCGAUUCUGCGAUGAGCUCGGCCACCGAGAUUAUAUCUCCAACAUGAUGUGGAAGGAGAAGGACAGGGGCAAGUUCCCUAUCCGGCUUGUGCUCAAUUCCAAGGCCUCCAGCGUCUUGGACUUCCACACUCGUCACUACACUGGCCGUGGCCUGAUGAAGAAGCUGAGUGGCAAGGAGCUCGCAAAGGAGAUUGGUUGCACGCCCGAGCAUCUCCAAAAGACAUUCACCACCUACAACGCCAUCGGCGAGGGUAAGCAGAAGGACCCCUGGGGCAAGAAGUUCUUCCACAACUUGCCUCUGGACAUCAACGAUAACUUCCACGUCUCAUUGAUGGAACCUGUUCUUCACUUCACCAUGGGUGGUGUCGAGAUCAACGACAAGGCCCAAGUCCUGAACCAGGAGAAGAAGCCUUUCGAGGGUCUAUUCGCCUGUGGUGAGUUGGCCGGUGGUGUCCACGGUGCUAACCGACUUGGUGGUUCCUCGCUUCUGGGUUGUGUAGUCUACGGCCGUGUUGCUGGAGAGUCGGCCAGCAACUACUUGUUCCAGCAGGCUCUCUCUGGCUCUGCCGGAGCCGCCCAGCGUCUUGGUCAGAUCUCCCUACACAUCGACCCUUCACAACCGGGUAAGGUGGAGAUUGAGUGGGGAAACGGCGCUUCGAGUUCAUCAUCAUCAUCCGGAGGUGCUGAUCAAAAGGCCCCGACGGCAGACGGUGGCAAGUCAUCCCAGCCCGCAGGAAAGGCCCAGGAGGCAAAGAAGUUUGAGAUCCCUGAGAAGGAGUUCACGCUAGAAGAAGUAGCCAAGCACAACAAGAAGGAAGACCUUUGGGUUGUUGUCAAGGGUAUCGUCUUGGACCUGACGAACUGGCUCGACGAGCACCCCGGCGGCCCCCAGGCCAUCAUGAACUACAUGGGCCGGGACGCGACGCAAGAAUUCGAGAUGUUGCACGACGAUGAGGUUAUCCCCAAGUACGCGCCCCAGCAAGUCAUAGGGCGCGUCAAGGAACAGGAGAUUACCCUUAAGAUCUAAGCGUUACUUGCUAGCCCCUCCCCCCGAAAAACAAAACAAGAAAAGGAAACAAAAACUUUAAUCCGGCGGCGCUUUGGGAAUUGGCUUUACAUCGUGCAAAGACCCAUUUCGACAUUUUUUUUGUGUUCCUGACAGGUACCUAGGUUAAAUCCUUCCGUGUAAUGAGAUACGCCAGAAGCACCCCAGACUUUAUUAUUAUUAUUAUUACCAUAUGGGGUGGGCGAAAUAGUAAAAUCAGCAGCUACGCGAGCCGCUUCUUGUUAUUGUUAUUGUGGUCGUCGUUGUUGCAUUGGGCUGAAUGAUGAUGGCCCGGGGCCGUAUGUAUUGAUAUGAUAUGGUAGUAUAGGAUUACGUCAAGAUGUAUCAGCAUUUUAGGAAUAUAUCACUUGGAUUUUAUGUCGUUUGGAGUUUGGAGUUGAUC
Daldinia caldariorum is the source of this 2629-nucleotide messenger RNA. Its product is annotated as Flavocytochrome c. The record is from RefSeq and is a predicted model, not a curated record. NCBI's taxonomy places the organism in Eukaryota, Fungi, Ascomycota, Sordariomycetes, Xylariales, Hypoxylaceae. The transcript is spliced from 4 exons. Gene Ontology annotation, molecular function: FMN binding; oxidoreductase activity. Bases 334 to 2208 code for a protein of 624 amino acids.